Messenger RNA from Strongylocentrotus purpuratus (purple sea urchin), 2100 nucleotides. Its product is annotated as protein NLRC5-like. The record is from RefSeq and is a predicted model, not a curated record. Bases 1 to 2100 code for a protein of 699 amino acids. Lineage: Eukaryota; Metazoa; Echinodermata; Echinoidea; Camarodonta; Strongylocentrotidae. The transcript has 4 exons.
AUGGAGCCUUUGCAGGAAAUCGAGCUGAUAUCAUUAGCUGAAGACAUAGGUCCGGGCAAAUACUCUAAACUGUGCAACGCUCUUGGGUAUUCAUACGCCGUAAAUAUCUACCUAAUCAGCAGGACUCACAAGACCACAAAGAAGACUCCAGUGCAGACUAGCCCAGGUAUGGCGGCACAUGGAGGUAUUGCCGAUGAUCUUCUUUUCAAGCUGGCUGAAGACAUCGAGACGGGCGAGCAGAUGGAGGCCUUAGGACGGACACUCGGAUUCACGGUGGCAGACAUCAAUAGAUACACAGAGACCAAUAGGAUAGAAGGACGGGUGACUUGCAAGGGAACACGUGACAUGCUGUUUGACUGGAGACAGACCGUGGAGCCCUGCGACCAGCAUAUCAGACUGAAACAAGCUCUCAUUGACGCUGAGCUGGUCAUGCUUGCUAGUGCAUAUCUCAAGAGGACACCGAUUAUUCCAGAUAUCUACAGUGAGAAGAUCUCGGAAUCCUUGACUGUUCAGCAAUGUCGCAAAAAGUUGGAGAACAAGUAUCUAGAUCAACUGUGCAAAAUUCAAAUGAAGCCAUGGGAUCGCAAUGACUAUGCUGAGUUCGAAGAUAUGCACACGGUUGUCACAAUGGUGAAGAAGGACGGUCGUGGAAAAGACACGAAAAAGAAGGAAAUACUCCAGAAUUCUGUUGCUGAAAUAUUUUCAACGAAAGUAAACGGCAAACUGCCGGCACGAAUCCUCAUUUCGGCCCCGGCUGGACGAGGGAAGACCACGGCUGUUGCUAAGAUGGCUUAUGACUGGGUUCAUAGAGAAAGGGGGUCAGCAUUAGAACAUCUGCCACUGUUGUUUGUUGUGAAAUUCCGAAACACAAGUCAGCUUACAUCGAUCGGAGAAGCCAUCAAAUCACAGCUUUUGAGUGAUGUUCAUGAUCUCACGCCAGAGGGUCUGGAGAGUUUCAUCAGAAAGAAUCAGGGCAUCUGCCACAUAAUACUAGACGGACUAGAUGAAUAUGCGGGUAUUUCUUCUUCACAGCGAAGCUCAGAGAGCAAUAUUAUCAAGGUCAUCUGUUUGGAGGAAUUUCCAGAGUGUCGAGUCCUUGUAACAACACGCCCUCACCUAGAGAACUUCUUCGAUCAAGAUGAUCUUCCAAGGGUAUACACAAAGAUGUGGAUCGAAGGAUUCUCGCGAGAGAGCUCAUGUGAGUACAUCAACAAGUUCUUUGCUUCGACUUCGAAUCCUUGUAAGGGACAAAGUCUGAAGGAUUACCUUGAUGAACAACCACUUAUUGAUGAACUUGUCAAGACACCCUUAUUUUGUCUCAUGAUCUGUCACGUAUGGAGUGAGGGCCUACUGGACAGUGGUACUACAACUCAAACAGAAUUGCUGGACAAGGUGAAUGUUUUUCUAAUGCACUAUGCAAACGAACGAUCGAAGUCAAGUGUGAAAAUCACACCAAAAAAGUUAAAGGAAAUAAUUCAUCAAUUAGGCGAAGUUGCCCUUACUGGACUGCUCGACGAUGCUAAAAAACUAGUCUUCACGCCUCAUGAUUUCCAUAAAGUUCCCGCAACCCUUGAUAUGGCAUGUAGGCUUGGAAUAUUAUCCAAGACGACUGUUAACAUCACAUGCCUUCCUCAGUCCAUCGAGACCACGUCCACUACCAUUGAGUUUUAUCACAAACUCGCCCAAGAACACUCGGCUGGGAAAUUUCUCGCUGAUCAAACAAGCCGCUUCCUGUUACCAUUGAAGAUUUCCAAAUUGGAUAGAGUACUGCGCAAGAUGAAAGCAAACAUCGGUGACUACGAGAAUCUUAUCCGAUUCACUGCUGGCACGGACAACAGCCUCUGUAUACGGAUAAUGAAAGCGCUCCUUAAUAGCAGCUUUUUGGAUGAGAGCGAGCGAUAUCGCAUUCUCCUUGACUGCUCAUCAGAGACCACAGGUACUGAACGAAAUGUGUCUUCGUUGGUUCAAAGAUGUGUGAAUGCAGAGAGUAUUGUUCUAAAGUCACCGACUGUCUACACCGUCGUUGGGAUGCGAAAUCUUCCGAAGCAACUUAAACUUGAGGUAUGCGAUUUUUCCUUUGACAAAAUGUGUAUACAAUAA